AUGGCCGCCGAGAUCAAGAGGAUGAAGAAGCUAUGCCGCGCCUGCGACCCCCCUACCACUACCAGCACCAGCACCACCACCACCGGCAGCAGCUGCACCGCCGUACCGGAUGAGGAUCUCUCCUCCCUCCUCUCGUCCCUUUCCGUAACCAAGCGCCCGUGCCCUUCCGCCGCCGCCGCCGACCACCACCACCACGCCCUCAAACGCCCACGAUACCACGCCCAACCACUACACGAGCAGAUGCGAGGUACGCCCACGCACAUGAACCAACGCCCGGACGCAUUGUUCUCACACCCAUUGAUUAAUGCAGGACUGGAGAUCCGUUGCGACGAAGACGACAUGGAAGAGGGAAGCACCACCAGCACCCGGCCGCCGCAUUGUCGUGACCGCUUAGAUUGGUCGGGCUUCCUGCCGGAGCUGCUCCGGCUUAUAUGCAGGCGGCUCCCGUUGGCCGACGUCCCCCGGUUUGCAUCAGUAUGCAAGCACUGGAACUCGUGCGCGUUCCCGGUCUACCCGGCCGAUGCCGCCCCCGUCCUGCUCCACACCCUCGUCACCGGUGCCGGCUCGGUCCGCUUCUACUACCCCUACGUGCACAAGAUGUUCGUCCUCUCCACUCCUCGUCAGACACAAGGCAGCAGGGUGUUCUCCGCCGACGGCAAUGGAUGCCUGAUGCUCCGCACGCCGAGGAAUUCCGUCAUGUUUGUUAAUCUCCUUGGCGACGAUGCCGGCCCCGCCGUGUUCGAGACGCCGCCAAGAGAGAAUGACGAAGGGUUCAUGUGUUGCGCGCCACACGGCGAUGGUGAUCGCCCCUACGACCGCAGUAUCUUCGCCGUAUACCCGCACAUGGGCAGAGUAAGGAUCCAGAGCUGGGAUCGGGGAAGCUGGAAGAGCUUUCCUAGUGUUGGAGGUUUCUUUACAAUGUCCUUCUCCUGCAACCCGGUGAUGCACAAGGGGAAGCUGUAUUGCCUAGGGGAAGAUGGGGAUCUUGGAGUGUAUGACCCAAUUAAAACCGAGUGGACAGUGCUCCCCAAACCCACCGGCUUUGGCCCCGGCAUUCCGUACAUGAACUGUUACCUCGUCGAGUCGCAGGGGGAGCUGCUCGCCGCUCUGACGGGCAGCAACAACCAGACGCCCAUUCACGUCCUGAGGCUCAACGAGAAGAAGAUGGAGUGGGAGAGGAUAGAGUCAUUGGGUGGACGCGCGCUCUUCACGGGAACGGCAUCGUCGCUAUUGAUGGCCAGGCCACCCCAGUCCAUGGCCAACAAGGUGUACCUCCCUAGGUUCUACGGCCGUCGUCCUCAGGUCAUCCAGGCAGAGCUCGAAACCUCCGCCGGCCGCCUCUUCUUCGUUCCCAAGGAGGAAACGCUGCUCAAGGAGGAUGCGGAUUGCGGUGACGGCCGCGCUUGGUGCUACGAUCUGGAAUCGAUCUCCUCUAGUGAACAGUUCACAAGGGGUUCCUCCAAGAACCUGCCACAGUACAUGUGGGUUCAUCUUGGCAAUUCUGCCUCUCCCACGUCGGAGUCAGGUGAUGGAAUGGUUAUAGGCUAG
Molecule: messenger RNA, 1548 nt
Organism: Lolium rigidum
Lineage: Eukaryota; Viridiplantae; Streptophyta; Magnoliopsida; Poales; Poaceae
Exons: 1
Coding region: 1-1548 (515 amino acids)
Molecular function (GO): protein binding
Source: RefSeq, a predicted model, not a curated record